AUGGCGGACGAGUGGGACGAGCAGACGGGGUCCGAGCGCAGCGCGGACGAGCGUUCGGAGGAGGGACACGCGGAGCAGGAGAAGGAGCAGGAGCAGGAAGAGCUUCCGUCGACCUUUAAAGAGCUCGGCGUGAUCGAGCCGCUGUGCGAGGCAUGCGAUAAAAUGCACUUUACCAAGCCGACCGCGAUCCAGGCCAAGGCCAUUCCCGAGGCGCUGCAGGGCCGCGACGUGAUCGGUCUCGCGCAGACGGGUAGCGGCAAGACGGCCGCAUUUAGUAUUCCGAUCCUGCAGGCGCUGUGGGACAAUCCGCGCCCGUUCUUUGCGUGUGUCCUGGCGCCGACGCGUGAAUUGUCCUACCAGAUUGCGCAGCAGAUCGAGGCGCUGGGUGCGACGAUCGGUGCACGCUGUGCGACGAUCGUCGGUGGCAUGGACAUGAUGAGCCAGUCGAUCGCGCUGUCGAAGCGGCCGCACGUCAUUGUCGCGACGCCGGGCCGUCUGCAGGACCACCUGGAAAAUACCAAGGGCUUUAGUUUGCGUGGCCUCAAGUACCUCGUCAUGGACGAGGCCGACCGCUUGCUCGAUCUCGACUUUGGGCCGAUUAUCGACAAGCUCCUGCAGAAUAUCCCAAAAGACCGCCGCACGAUGCUCUUUAGUGCCACGAUGACGACCAAGGUCGCCAAGCUGCAGCGCGCCUCGCUGCGCAGCCCGGUGCGUGUGGAAAUCGGCACAAAGUACUCGACGGUCUCGACGCUGCACCAGUACUACCUCUUUAUGCCGUUUGCGCACAAGGACACGUACCUCGUCUUUCUCGCCAACGAGCAGGCGGGGCACUCGAUCAUCGUCUUUACACGCACCGUGAACGACGCACAGCGGCUCGCGGUGAUGCUGCGCAUGCUCGGCUUCUCGGCCAUUCCGCUGCACGGCCAGCUCUCGCAGACCGCACGUCUCGGGGCGCUGAACAAGUUCAAGUCGGGGGGGCGCAACAUCAUGGUGUGCACCGAUGUCGCGGCGCGCGGUCUCGAUAUCCCGGCCGUGGACUUGGUCGUGAACUUUGAUAUCCCGACGCACUCCAAAGACUAUAUCCACCGCGUCGGUCGUACGGCGCGUGCGGGACGCCAGGGACGCAGUGUCACGCUCGUGACGCAGUACGACGUCGAGCUCCUGCAGCGUAUCGAGGCGGCGAUCGGCAAGAAGCUCGCCGAGUUCCCGGGCGCAAACGACCGCGAGAUGGUCAUGCUUCUCUCGGAGCGCGUGGGCGAGGCGCAGCGUGCCGCCAUCCGCGAGCUCCAAGAAAAGGGGCUGGGCGGCGCGGGCGGCGCGGGCAAGCGCAAGCGCCGCAUGGCGGCAGGCAUGGACGACGACCGCGACCGGGACGACGACGUCGUCCAGGCGGGCUCGUACCGCAGCAAGGCCAAGGGCGGCAAGAAGCGCAGGUAG
This is a messenger RNA of Malassezia japonica, 1437 nucleotides long. It is a transcript of the gene RRP3, whose product is annotated as RNA helicase. The record is from RefSeq and is a predicted model, not a curated record. The transcript has a single exon. Bases 1 to 1437 code for a protein of 478 amino acids. Lineage: Eukaryota; Fungi; Basidiomycota; Malasseziomycetes; Malasseziales; Malasseziaceae. Gene Ontology annotation, molecular function: RNA helicase activity; ATP binding; nucleic acid binding.